This is a messenger RNA of Scutellospora calospora, 288 nucleotides long. Lineage: Eukaryota; Fungi; Glomeromycota; Glomeromycetes; Diversisporales; Gigasporaceae. The record is from the annotation of a GenBank genome assembly.
AUGUGGUUAUCAUCAACUGGAAUUAGCAUCCCAAAAAAUUCUAGUAAAGCAGAGCUUUAUGAAUUAGUAAAAUUGAAUAAGAAUAAAGUACUUUUUGUAUGUAUCAAAAUUGCUGAAAAGUAUAGUUAUAAUUUGUUUUAUAUUCUACCUUAUCACUACGAACUUCAAUCUAUUGAAGGAAUUUGGUUAACUGUAAAAGAUGAAGUAGCUAGAACUAGUCCUUAUUCUAAUCUUCUUGCUAUUAGAAAUAAAUUGUUACAAACUUUUAGAGAAAAAGUUACUUCAAAG